UCAUGAAGUAGUGGCGUGCGCCUGUUUGUGCAGUGUGGCCGGGACGGCCGAAGAAUGUGGAUUGUGCCAGGCCUGCUGCUCCUAUUCUCAGGGAGCUGGUGGUCAUUGACAGAGGGGCUAACCACCCAGGUGCCACAAACAGGCACAACCAACCUAGCACAGAAGUCGGAAAGGCCUUGGGAGCAAACUAAGCAAACUAUCCUUCCAAGUGACUUGACUGAUGUGUACUUGCAUGAUCAGACAGCACCAACUGAUGUAAUGAGAAAAACAAACACUUUCACUGACGGGUCAGCAACACAUGCCAAUAAGGUCAAUUCUGAUGGCAAUAUGUACACUCAGUGGUCAACAUCUUUCAGGUCUGUACCACACGGCCAAGAUCCCUUGGAUAUAAUGUGGCACUCAGCAGGGCCUGUGAACAGUUUCAGCGCCCCAGAAGAACAAUCCAGCACGAAUCAUCCAUUGCUACCCAAAUGGGCUUCUGGACAGACUAGACUGUCAUCAGCUGGUGGACCAUCUAAGGGGACCGAAGCUCUGUCAUUAUGGCUCCUGGCUGUGACCAAAGAGCAGCCACUCUUAAACAUAUCUUUGCAAGGUGGGCCUCCAAAAUGGCAAAUGGCAUGGCCCGGUGGGACAGAGCACUCGGAAGUGGCCAAGACCACUACUCCAUCACCUGAAGGGUCCAGUAAUGCCUUAACGCCCAUAGAGGUUUUACUAAAGGGACUUACGGGGUCUACAGAGUUUACCAGGUUACAUGAAGUGACCACAGAGGCUCCAAGUCUCAGUGAGACUGUGUCAGAGUCCAUGACUGGAUCAAGAGGGGGCAUUGGAAUAUCUACAGUGACACCAAGACAUUCAGAGACUCGAUCGAAGGACAUAACUGGACCAACACAAUCUGACAGACCAUACUUCCUGACUGGAAAUGACCAAUCAGAGGCCAUCACUGGACAGUCGGCUUUUCCCAGAUUUCAUGAAGUGACUACAGAAACUCUGCUACCAAAGGCUGAGCAAUCCAAGCACACCACUCAGCUUCCAGAGACCGUUAGACCACAUGUGUUAACCACAGAGACCCCAGUGGCUGUGGAGAUGCUGACCGAAGGUAUUACUAGAAUAGGAGAGUGGCUUGGGACACAGAUAUUGACCACAGAAACCCCAGAAGCAAGAAAUGAGCUGCCAGAGAAAAUCAGUAAAUCUGUUAGCUCACAUAUAAUGACCACAGAGACCUCAAAGUCCAAGGAAUGGUUCUCUGAGGGCAUCACAGAGCCAAGAAUAUUUGUCAGGGAUGUGCUGUCAGAAGACACCACCAAGCCAGAAGAGACAACCAGACCACAUCUGCUGACCACAGACACCUUACAGCAUGGAAAUAAAUUGGCAAUUGGCAAUCUUGGAUCAUCAGAGACUCUCAGGCCAUAUAUGCUGACCACUGAAAGCCCACAGCUGUUGGAAGACAUUAACAAGCCAACAGGGUCUGCUGGACCACCUGUAUUGACCACAGAAAUAUCAAGACCUAGGAAGACCCCGCCAAGGGCCACCAAUGGGCCAGAAGAAUCUCACAGGCCAUAUGUGCUAACCACAGACACUCCACAGUUGAAGAAGCUGUCCAAGGUCAUCAGUGGACAAACUGAGUCUGCCCAGCUAUAUAUAUUGAGUACAGACACACCAAAGACGUCCCCAAUGCCAUCAGAGAGUGACAGUGGGUCAGUACCAUCGGUAAAAGUGACAACAAGUACCCCACCAUCUGGGGACAUUCUGUCAGAAGGCAACUGGACAUUAACGGAGCCUGCCAGGCCACCACAAAUGUUGAACACAGAGACGCUUCAUCCCAAAGAUGCCUUGUCUGAGAGCACCAGAGGCCCAAUGCCACCUGUCCGAAUGACCACAGAGAGCCCACUUUCUCCCAAUUUUUUCCUGACCACUCAUAAUCCAUCUCCAUCCACAGCCCUGGACAUACAAAAAAUAGUGAUGUCUCAAUCUUCAACUGGUGGGCUGGAUUUGUUAGUGUCCCAACAGGAUGCCAGUUUAUGGAACAAUAGCCAAGUUGUCCAUGGAGGGGUCUUGACCUCACCUUCAUCAACUACCCUUGGCUUAAAGGAUGGCAUACAAAUGAGUGGUGCAAGUGUUUCUGGAAGUAUGAAGAAGCACCAGUCUGACCCCCAGUCUCAAGAAGACACAAGAAGGUGGCCACUAAAUGAUCCUGCUCCUGGAGGGCACAACAUACCAGCAGGAGAGCUAAGCACAUCCAGGCCAGAUGCCCAAGUCCUUAUCGUGGAAGAUGAGGUGCCCAGCAUCCAAGGUGACACAAUCACUGUACCUUCUUGGCUUAUAUUAGACACUCAGGGCCUCCAUCCAGACCUACACCACCCCGAUUCGAUGACCUUCGCAGACUUUUUGGCAGACUUUCACAUAAAGGUGGAUCCUUAUUACAAGAGGAUUCCUGGAUUCCAGAAGGUUGAGAUUUCAGGACUCAGCGUCAACGACUCGGCGGGGCUCCUCCGCUGUUCACUGGCCUGUCAGACUCAGCAGCUCCUGCCAUGGCUGGGCUCUCUGGACACACUGCUGGAUGCAACAGGCCUACAGGCUGCCAUCGACCGGGGACUGAGCGUUCAUGGGCUCAGAGUCGUGCGCGCCGCCAUUUCCCACAGCCUACUGGACCUCUGUGCCACAGUAUUCCAGUGCCAGCCUGGGUUUUAUUGUAUUCAGGACAAACAGGGCACCACGCGCUGCACCUCCCUGUGCUACAGGAGCUACUGCAAAAAUGGAGGCAUCUGCAUUCACCGGCAGGGCCAGCAGCCAGCAUGCCAGUGCCCAGUUGGAGACGAUUACUGGUUCACAGGUGCACACUGUGACCACAGAAUGACACAGCAGGACUUGACAGCCAUGUCUGUAGUGGGGCUCCUUGGGCUUGCAGCCAUCAUGGCCACCAUUACCUGUCUGAUCAUAAGAAAAGUCAGAGAGUUGCUGCAGAGAAGCAAGGUGGACCAGACAAGGAGCAGUUACCUCCGUUUCAGCCAAUUUGAUGAUCUCUCGGAUCACUUCUGUGCACAAUCAUGGCUGUCAGACUACAUUGGCACUCUGGAAAAUCCAGUUUUCAGCAGCAUGGAGGACAAGGUGCAGCUACCAGCAGAGGACAGCAGUCUGAAAAGCAUCACUGAAGGCCAAGGGAGGAAGGCAGGCUUAAGCCAGGCACAUGGAAACUGCAAUGGCUGUGAAGAUAUUGAAUUGGUGAACAUUGUGAAGAGUUUAACAGUCUGAAACCACCAACACCCCAGCACACCCAGUGACGGCC
Messenger RNA from Polypterus senegalus (gray bichir), 3283 nucleotides. RefSeq names its product mucin-4. Lineage: Eukaryota; Metazoa; Chordata; Cladistia; Polypteriformes; Polypteridae. The coding region runs from base 55 to 3249 and encodes 1064 amino acids. The record is from RefSeq and is a predicted model, not a curated record. The transcript has 9 exons.